GUGAAAAGUUUUAAAAGGUAGUAAAGGGUAGUAUGAUCAGAGGAGAAGGACACGCUCUUGUAGUAAUUAUCUUGCAAAUAGCUGUUGAACUUACACAAAAUGUAGCGGGUAAGUAAUAUUCACUAUUGAUUAGAUGCGUCACUACUUGUAUCUUACAUAAGCUUAAUUUCAUUUUUAAAAGAGUUAAACUUGAGGUUGAAUUCUGCAUGCAUGCAUAAACGCUUUCGAUUACAAUUAUUUUAUUUGUGUUUUCAAAAUGAUCCGCUGUUGUUAUUACGUUCGGUUUUGUCUUAAAAUGUUACAGCUUCGAUUUCCGUGGCAAUGUAAGCUCUCCGUCAUUUACAUGUCAGUUGUCGAUUUUUAAUACUCACAUAUACUCCAUUCCGUCUUGUUACUUGAGCAUCUAUUCAUCAACAGUAUUUUAGCUAGCGGUUUCUCUCGCUUAUACAUGCUAAAGCGUAAUUUUAUCUGCUGAAUCGUUCGAUUCCCAUUUUUUGUACUUUGGUGGCGUGACUGUCACCUGAGAUGAUGGUGUCUUUACUUUUAAACUAGAAUUACGUAUCUCGUAAUAACCUUCGCGAAAUGCGGUUCUAUUUCGUCACCAGUUCUUUUUCAUUGGUCGUGAAAUCAGAUGUGUAGUUCUUGCAUUGAAGAAGACAGGCUUUUACUGUUUUGUGGAUUACUUUUUUCUUUUUUUGUCGAUGUCUAAUGUAUCGGUCAAAUCGAAGCGUCAACAUGCCCCCCCCGGGCAUACCCCGGGCAUUUGACACUUUUGCCGUCCCGGGGAGGAGGGAAUUUGAUUAUCAGAGUCUUUCAGGGGGUGGGGAAUUUGAUCCCCAUGCGUUAGGGGUGGGGAAUUUGAACUGCACCCUCGAUUUCAUGUAAAAUCUUUGGCGUAGCGAGCUAUCAUGGGGGACGCGGUGUUAAGAGGAAUUUUGUGGAAAAGAUUGUGCCUUUGUGGCCAAUUGCUUACGAGGAAAGGGCUUAAACAAGCUUUGUGCCGCAUUUGAAGUAUUUAAAUUUUACAAUUUUUAAUAUUGGAUUCAGGCUUUGAAUGUAUGAAUGUAUUUUAUUGUUGUGUUUACAAUGAAAUACAAUACCUAUACCGGCGAUUCAAUACAACGACAUAAAAUAAUAUAAAAUAAAAUAAAAAGCUCAGGUCAACUACUUUGACCUACUGCAAGUAUGUUAAUUAAUAAGGUGAGCGACGAUGCAUGACAGUGAAAUGGUCAUGAUGUAGUAAUCUCACUAGGUGGGAUCUAUUUUUAUAGAACGCUUUGUAUGUUGCAUGACGAAGAAAAGCUGAGCAUUCAGUGACCUUGUAGCAGUGAUUUUCGCCGCUUUGCACGAGACUUUUGUUCGUAGUAAAUACGCUAACAGUGUUUCUCAGUUUUUGUUAUAUUUAUAAUUAUUUUGUUUGACAACUGAAGGCAUUUCCGCCAUACUUCUGUCAUUUUUUUGGCCCAGGUAGGGGGGAAUUUGAACAAUAAUUUUCAAAAAAGUCAAAUGCCCAGGGGGUUGCCCGGGGGGGAGGGGCAUGUGGAAGCUUCGAUUUGACCGAUACAUAAGAACCAAAAAUUCAUUGAACGGGGUUAGGAACUUGAUGGCAUGGAUGGGUAACCCACUGCAAUAUUGUCAUAAAGGUCCCUACUUUGUUCUUUCCUUUUUUCUUCUUCUUCUUUCUGUAUUGUCUGGUUUUAUUUUUGAAAGUGUAUUGAAAAGCAUAUAUUUUAGCAAUAUUUCGGCUACCAGAUUAAGAACAAAAAACACAAAUAAGGCAGUGCGGUUCUUCUUGUGCAGGCUUGGGUAAUUAUACAGGUCCAUACUUAAUAAUGGGGACAAUAAAUUAAAAAAAUGUAAAUUGGUUUCUUACCCACGAAGCACUUAGGAGUUCAUAUAAACUCAGUUAAAUGUGUCCGUGCGUUCCAGAACAAAUAAUUUGGAAUUUGGAAGUGUUGGUUUUUGAGGAGAGGGGAAAACCAGAGUACCCAGAGAAAAACCUCUCAGAGCAAGGGAGAGAACCAACAACAAACUCAACCUACAUAUGGCGUUGACGCCGGGAUUUGAACCUGGGCCACAAUGGUGAGAGGCAAGUGCUCUCACCACUACGCCACCAUUGUCGUGUCUGAUAACUUGGGGCUAGUGGAUUUUGCUACUGGGCUAGUGUAUUCUGUGCUUCAGCCAAGUGAAGUUUUUGGGGAAACAAAUAUUUACAGAAGAAAUUUAAUCAAUGCUCAUGAAUCAAAAAUUCGUUUUGGACAAGUUGAAAUGACUUUUGGGCUAGUACAUGUAAAUGCUAGAUAAAGCUUGCCGGAAUGGUAAGCUGUAAAAAUGACUUUCUUUGUACCCUGCAACAAACAAAAAUGGACCAAGGGGGUCCACUGGAGUGGAGAUUAUCCCUUUUUCUGCAACAUCAAGCAGAUCCCCAAAGAAAAAAGAACACCACACACACUGUUACUGUAUCAGUAAACACAGGUGUAUGUGGCCAGGGAUUAUGUGUCUUAUUGGGGGUAGCAACUGAUGUAUCAGCCAUUAUUGUAGUCAACUUUCAUGCAAUAUAAUAUGGAACCAACUCUUGACCAACAGAAUGACCAAGAUGUUGGCUGAUACAUGAAAAUAGCCGGUGAUUUUGGUAACUGAUCUAUCUGGUUUCAUCCGCAGCCAAUAUAUGUAACAAGCAAUAGUGUCCACCGUGUGUCAGUUGACAGGUCCCUCACAACAAAGGGUAAAGCCUUUGGCAGAAGGUUGGAAAAAAAGUUGUACAGGCGAUGCUGAUUGUUGACUGAUACACCACCAACACCUUAACGACUGAUAGCUCACUGAUACAAUGUACAUUCCUGACACACUACUGAUGUUAUUGGGACCAACCUAUACUCAAUUGACAGUAAAAUGCCACUUGGUUGACUGACACUCUUGCAACAUUUCAACCAAUAUAACAACUGAUAUGUCAACCAAUAGCCAACCCAGAUAUCAUUCGCUACAUUGGUCGAAACCCCCUAUAUGACACAUGAUCCAUGGCCUGCUAUUAGUUACAAGGUGAUCUAUCAUUAUGAGAUCUUCCUCAAGAUGAACCUACAGAUAACUUGACUUUAUGAUUCUUGUCAAUCUUAUACCCAAGAGUUGAACCUUGAUCUCCAGCCAUAGGGGGAGCUGCAAGUAGUACAUGUAAGUCAAUCCAAGCGUAGAUUUGGAAGCCAAAUAAUUAUACAAGAAAUGUUCACGUGUGUUAACCCCACCAAACUAGUAAAAUACUUUUGUUACUUUUAGUCAUCUCUGCAGAAAACUUUGAGCUUCAACCAAACAGAGGAGAAAAAAGAGAACUCCAACCCUUUGAGCACCUGGACUUGAUGUUCUGCAAAGCAGAGGCGGCAUGGAGAUUUGUAAUUUACCAAGUACAUGCUCAGCAGAACAAUGUGACAUUAUCUCUGAAACCUGGAACACCUUAUGGAUUUACUGUAACUGGUUCAAAUGUUGCAGCUCUGCAUCCUUUUAAAAUAAGGAAUCCAAGGAACCGAACAAGCCAUCUCUAUUUAAAAUCUGAAAACAAUCACAGUACCUAUAACACUGAUAUAAUGGCAGUACCUUAUGAAGAUAAGGGUAAGUUUUGAAGUUUAACUUUCCUCUUUUAAUUUUGAUCAAUGUUCCAAUAUGCAGAUAAAUCCAUGCUAAGUGACUAUUAAGGAACCUGUUUGUUUUAAAGUUUUCUAUCAAACUAACAAACUUUCAUAAUUUUGCGCGAACAAAGAUCCAAACCCUACGUAUCUUAAAUCUCAUGUUAUUUACAAACUUUCAUGUCCCCCUUGUAAUGCUGAAUACAUAGGCAAGACUCGUGACACACGUCUCAGAGUAAGAUUAGAUGAAUGCAGCUCUGACCAUAAUUCUGCAAUGUUCCAACACUUGCACGGCUGCGAGGCAUUUAAGUUUUUGUUUUCUCUGAAUAAUUUGCCUGGUUGUUUUAAGAACAAAGCCAAUGCAGUUAGUUUCAAUUCCCACAUUCACCAAACAAUUUUGAACAACACAACAAUUAUUGCAUACAUCAAUAACUAUAACCAAUUAUGUUUCCUGGAAUCUUUAUUAAUUAAGAGGUACAUACCUCAACUUAACUAUGGCAUUAAAGCUGCCAAAGAGCUUACUGUUUUAGCUUUAGGUUUAAUUUGAAUUUCAGCAUUUUUUGUUAUGCUUUCUUCCACAUUCUUGUCACAAUUAUUAGUUUGUUAAUAUUCAGUCACACCUGUCUGGUUGGCUCUCUUUAUAAGUUCAGUGCUUUUCCAUCUUGUAUUUCACAAUAAUAAAUUAUUGAUAAUGGUCUUGAAAUAAGAACCAAAAAAUUAUGUUUAUUUAUUUUGUCAUUUCUUGCUUAUACUUUUAUUUUAGGUUAGCAAGAUGUUUUUUGGAGUUGUUUUUGUAUUAUAAUUAUUUUCUAUGCGACUAUUUUGUGGUAUUUGUUUGGCACCCUAUAUAUACAAAUUGUGUGUAGGUUUGUGGGGGUAAACAAAAGAGGCAAAAUACAGGUGUGUGAAUACCAGUGUAAUAGGAAUCAUACACUGCAGCAGUGAUUUUUAGUUGCUUCCUUUUAAUUGUGGGUGUCAAAUUUUACUUUUGGAAACUGAUUGGCAAGCCAGCACAUUAAUGACUCAUUUUCCUGCUCAAAUCAUGUGAGGUGUUUAAAUGGUGAAAGUUUCACAGGUUCACUUCUUGGCUUGAUUGUAAACCAAUUGUGUUAGUAAAAAGCGGGUGUGUGUAGGCCUGCGUGACUGCUUCAGGCUAGUAAACUUCAGAAAUACAGUUGUAGCAUACAAAAAAACAAGCAAUUAUAUUUUUUUUCUGUUGCUGAGGUUUACUAGCUUAAAGUAGCUGGACCGGCCUACACAACCUCUUUUUCACUCAGAUUUACUUUAUCUUGGCAAAAUUAACGUUGCGUACCCAUCAAAAAACUUGAAAUUAUUAAAUAUUGCUAACCUAAUGGGCUGCUCCAUUAGCUAUAGCCCCAGGUUAUCAGACAGCACUUUUUUUGUGCCCUGACAUUUUGCAAUAACCUCUGACACACCUUUUACAUGUUAUUUUAUGACAUAUAAAACAGAAAAUGACAUAUGUCAAUUGCUCUUUCAGUUCCUUUUCCAGGUGGUUGCUGUCUUACCUGUGCUAUGGAGUUUGAUCCAAAUAUUGUUGUCUCCCAUGAUUCAGUUGAAACCAAUAUAACCUUCUCAUUUGCCAAUGUUUACUAUGGAAGGUGAGUUCUAAUUGUUUUUAAUAUAAUAAUAAUUCUUGUUUUAUCAGGCUGAGUACUCUUCUUAGCGGACAUUCUUUUGGCUUUAAAUUAACAUACAGUGUAACGUUGAGGGAAAAGGAGAAUAAUUUUGUUGCCUGACAAGCAAAUUAAACCAGCCUUUUGACUACAGCAGCAUAUAUACCACACCUACAAGUAGAACCAUCAUUCUAGCAGCUAUAGCGUGAUAAUUAUUGAUGUACAGGUCUUUAACCCUUAAAGCCCCAGUAUCCACAUACAAAUUCUGCAGACUUAUCUCAUGUAUGACAACUCUCCCGGACAUGAUACCGAUCUCCUGCUUUCCCAUACGGGUCACCAAAUCUCUCAGAUAAAAUCAUCUUUUGCGCUUUUCUGUGCUUUAUUUGACAUUUAGCCCAUUUUUUAUUCAAAAUUUGAAUUUUUUUAUUUGUCGUACAGUUUCUGGGGCAUUUUUGCACGUAUUUCAGUCACUGACAAAGAUUAUUUCAGGAUCAAAAUGAUGAUUGCAUUUUUUUAGUGAAUAGAGUGAAUCACACCAGCUACCCAUCAGUGCUUCAAGCUCAAUGUUUGGCAACCUAAACAUAUUAAAUGGUUGCCUUUAACAAAAAAUAUUGGUGUCCAGAAAACAAGGCACCUUUUGCAAUGCUUCAUGGACAUAUUGAAUGGCUGCUUAACCAUCACAAUCGAAUUUGGAGACACACACAACAUCUCCAGGGGGAAAAUAAGAUUAUGAAGAAAGUGGAAAUGUUUCAUAAUCUCAGUGAAAGACCAUGAAUGCAAACUAGAAAGACCAUAAAAACCAAAAUAUAACAAAGGAGCAAGGGACUGGCAAAACUGUUCGUUACGACAAGGUUUCAUUAUCUUGAGGUUGUCUUCCACAUAUUUUAGUAAACUGGAGUAAAGAAAAUCGUCUCGUUAGAUAGAGGUUUGUUAAAUCGAGGUUCCACUGUAAUGAAUUAAUUUCACUACAGCUCCAAGGCACAUUUAUAACCCGGCAAAAUAUUGGCAACUUUCACUGCAAUUUUAGUUAACAAAUUUUUUUUCUAUUCACCAUGGCAACACAAACAGUCACAACAUGGAGUGCUGCCAUUGGCAUUAUUCCAGGCAGAUGGUACUAGUACCCCACCCACCCCACUCUGGAGGGAGGGCGUCGGUUCCUUAUUUAACCAAUGCAGGUGGACAGGCUAUGUAUGGUUUUUUGGCAACUUUGUCUUUAAUAAGUCUUUGACCCAUUCGCCCCUGAACAGCCCAUAGCUGCCCAUGUGGGUCAACGUCCCUUCUACUGCUUGUGACAGCAUCAGUUUUAACAGUCAAGAACAACUUUAUCCACUUACUUGUGCAGGGUGAAGAGAUCUUUCAAACCAUACCAGAAUGAGCACGAUUCAGUAGAGGAGACCGAAGAAAAAUGCAAAAAAAAACUUGUAACAUUGACUCGAAAAUACCCUUGAAAAUCUUGUUUCACUACCCACCUACCCUUCCUUUCAUCUAAUCCUAAAAUCCUAAAAGCUUUCCCAAAACUUUUCCCACUUACGAGGCCAAGAAAGGUAUAUGUGUGUUAGGUAUUUGAAUCUCCUGCAUUGAUUGUCCACAUUAUCUCCCUAAAAAAUGAAGCCUACUAAAUGCCCAGCAAAAAAAAAACAUGGAGCAAGAUAAGCAAAAGAAGAGGGGAGGAGAGAAAGUUUUGAAAUUUUGCUUUCCAUGCAUGCCUCAACUUCGCAAGCUAAUAUUUUGCAGCUGGAUCAGAAGGCUGCCAGGAGCAGCUUUGUAGUAAGUUUUAUUAAGCUCUUUAUUGCCAGACAGUGACUGGAAGACUGCUCGACUAGCUUCAAAAAGCAUUUUUCGGCAAAAAUUGCUGGGGGGGGGAUGGGUUAAACAGGUUUCUAAAACAUAGAUUGGUAUUUUACAUGUAUAUAUCAUAAGUAUGUUACAUUCUUCUUUUUUCCUAAACUGGGUACAAAAUGUAAAACAGGUUGACAAACUCUCUACAGCACCCUGGCAUCGCCCACCCAAUCUUGGUCUGUGAAUUCCCCAUUCCAUUUCAAAAAGAGUAAAAGUCAUAUAGUCACUGGAUCACAGCAGCUUAGAAGGACAUCAAAGCUCUACUCUAAGAAAAAAAUAUUGGGUCCAGUGCUCUGAACCUGAGAAAUCCAGGGUGGCCAUCAUGUGAUUUAAGUGAAAAACUAAGAUUUUCUAGUUGCCCAAGAGUAAACGUAACUAGGCACCUGGGGCAGAUGGGGCACUGCUAGAACACAGCCCUGAGACAUACUUUCUAUUUUGAACUAUUGUAAAAAAAAAGUUUGAAUUUUCAUUUUCACAGAUCUGGUAAAAAAGGUAGUAGUCUGGCUCCCCCAUGUGAUGGCAACAAGGUGACUGGAAAGCCACCUGAGCAUUUCCGGCUGGAGUAUUAUGUUUAUCUGAUGUUUCUUCCCGAAGGGGAUGUUUCAGAAAAAUCAUUCUUUCAGGGUGUGGAAGAAAUGGCUUAUCCUGCCAGGAUUAAAAAUCAUGGCCAGAAAGUAAGUUAAUGUUAAAAACUUUUGUUUGUAGUCAGCAGGAUGAGCCAAUAAAAAAAUUGUUCUCUGGCUAUGCUAAUACUUUCAUAAUAUUGUACAAGAUCUGAACUGCCUGAUCUAUAGCCUUUCCAGAAAAAUAUUAUUUUAAUUCUUCAUAAAAUUUUACCUUCUAAGAUCAAAAGGUCAUGCAGCAGAUACAAUCAUUAUAAUGAUAUUAGAAAAUUUCUGUGUAUUAGUAGAUUCAUGAGUGUUCUUAUCCUUUCCUAGUAAAAGUGACCUGUAAAAGAUCUUGCCAUUUUCAAAAUUCAAUCAUAAAAGUCUUCAAGUGAAAUGUGACGCUGAAUUCUAGUUAUUUGCAGCUAUCUUUCAGAAUUUGGUCACCACAGUGUACAGGUUUUAGGGAGUUUUAAGCACUCUGAUGCCUGUAUAAGUGGGGGAAUUACAUGCGGUAAACUAAUAAAAAACAUUGUUAUACCUACCAACUCAAGCUCUCUUUCUUGCUGGACAAGAACAUUGUCAUAUACUAUUAAUUUUGUCAAAACAAUCUACAGUGUAGGUCAACUCCCUUUUUCAGUCAGAGUUCCUUUGUUUUAAAUUAUUUUUUUUUCUAUUACAAUAAUGAUGAGGUAUCAAAAAAUUGUUCACAAAUUAAUAUUCCGUUAAGGGAACGCAUCCAAAUAUUGGUCGGGAACCCGAUCAUGGGAAAUGGACCCGAUCAUGGGAAAUGGACCCGAUUAAUUUUCCGAUUGAUCGGGAUCGGUACCGGUCUAUAGGCACCAGUUGCCUUUUCCAAUUACGAUAAAAACUUUGCCGAUUCAAUCGGAGCCGGUUGACAUUCCGAUGUUCGUAUGUGUCAUCGUCAUAUUAUUUUAUCUGAUAUGUAAAAUGAAGCGUGUCACGAAACCAAAUGAUGAAAGAGUCGUUUCACUUAAUUUCAAUCAACUGUAGCUUUUUCCUACUCCAUAACAAAUAGCAAUUUUGUAUGUUCCUGCAUGUUGUGUUUCGAGUUUGUUGAUUUGAUGCGUCCCUAUACACGUGAUUUUCGGCAUUUUGCAGAGGUAUUUCCUUCAGUCAAUCGCAAACACCACGCUGCUCCAUAACAUUUAUUAUAUGAAAAUUAAUUAGGAGUUAAAUAUUACGACGCAAAACACCACUGUUCUUCGUUGAUACAUAGCAAACAAAACACCUUACUGAGCACCGGUAGUGUGUUCUUUACUCGAUACUUUCUAACAAUGCAAUCCAAAAGCACAACCGGAACUCACUUUCUCAAAACACAACUGGAUGCAUAGACUUGUUACAAGUAGACCUCAACGGGUUUCCUAGCGAGCGGAGCGAGAACAAAACUAUGGAAAAUAUAAAACCACGGGAUAAACUUUUACGAAGAUUCAACGAUCCUAAACGCAAGGUGUAAUGCAAUCUGAGGCAAAAAAUACCGACCAAUUAGAUUGCGGCCUCCGAUUGUCUCCAUGGAAUUAGCAACAAGAACUGAAAGAUUCCCACACUCGCGAGUCACGGAAGACACGGAACGAAGUUUCAUACAGGAGCUACCAAAGAGAGAAUGGCUUAGCGACUUUGCUGUUCUGUGAGCUUGAGCAUGGUGCCACGUGAAAUUGCUUUCCACUCUCAGCACUCAGGAAAAUUUGCGCUUGACCCUAGUUGGCUGAUUUUUGUCAACCUUUUUUACCGGAGUGUUCAACUAAAGCAAACUGUGCAUACAUCUGUAUAAGUUCGACUCAAUUUAAUAGCGUAAAGAGAAUCGAGAAAGAGAAAACCAGUUGAACGCCUCCAUCAGUCACUUUUCUGAGUUCAUAUGCAACCAAUAAACAACUUGCAGCCUUAUUCUCAGACUAUGUCCUCUUCUCCCCUGUGGCAGUUUAGCAGUUAAAGUACACAACACGGUAACAACAUUUGCAUUUUGGUCAUGGAUGUUCUGACUUCUUUCUAUUUUUUUCGUUUACAGUCCUAAACUGUUUAUUCCUCCAAAGAUUCCUAUAAUCAUACGUUUUGGGUUCCAGUUAGUACGGGCCCAAGCUAUUUUAGAAUUAUCAUUUUGAGAUCGUACAUUGCGCCGUCUUUAAGAAUUGCGACCCUUUGCCGAUUCCGUUUCAUUCGGUACCGAUAAUAUCAGGUCCGACCUUCAAUGGAAUCGGAAAAAAUCGGUGCCCAAUUGAUCGGCAUCGGUGUGACCCGAUGCCGAUAUUUGGACGCGUUCCCUAAUUGUAGGUAGGUUGUGAUAAAUUCAAAUGGGAAUUCUGAUAAAAUGCUAGAUUCUCCUUUAAAGGCCCUUCAUAUAGUUGUUAAUCAAAGGGAGAAUUAAGUAUUAGGUCAGAAGUCUCCCAGGGCUUUGUUCUAAGCACCCCUGCACUUUAUUAUUGAGCUUCUCGCAAAUACCUCAUACAAUGUAACAAAUAAGUUAUCAUUCUGUUUCUUUUUAAUAUGCCCCUGUAGGUUAGCACUCUGAAGGCACCGACAGUCCCAGUGUUAAAGUUUCUUACUUACCCAGUUGGCCAGGGUGUGGUCUUCAAUGUGAUAGUUUAUGACCCAGAUACGAAAAAGGAGGCUGCAUAUUCACCAGUGGCAUCUUAUGCAUGCGUAGGAUGUCAUCAACAUAGUAAGUUUUUGUUUGAGUGCCCAGACGUAUGCUUCUCUUGAAAUAUUAUACCAAUAAUGUUUUGUCAGUAUUACUCAUUAUUAUACAUGUAGCAACUUAAAACACACCAUUCUCAAAGUUGUCACUAAGGAUUGGGGGUUGGGGAUUUCCCCCAGCUACCAUGCAAAUGAUUACCAGCUAUAUUCAUUGGGAGCAAAAGAAAAUAGGACCCAGACAACUUCCUAGAAGACCUGCCCACUAAUUAUGUAUACCCGGCAACUUGCUUAAUCUUACAGACAACCCUGCUACUCUACAGUAAAUAUUAAGUGAUGUUAAUGAAGAAAGUACAAAUUAUUGAAUGAAAUUACAGUAUUAUUACUUUCAUUAGCCUGAGAAAAUUGCCAACAUUUCGCGACACCACCAUUGGUUUCCGCCCAAAAUGACAUGUGUGAAACAAGCACAGGAAUUCCUUACUGAUGACACAUCAUUAAGAGAUCUUGGGAGUGCUUCUGAUUGGUCAUGCUGCAUGGAAAAUUUGCUUCGGCCAAUCAGAAGCACUAUCCAGAUCUGGUUAGUGGCGCAUCAUCAGUAUGGAAUUCUUGUGCUGGUUGCUCAGACGUAAUUUCACAGGGAAACCAGUUGUGGCGUCACAAAAUGUUGGCUGUUUUCUCAGGCUAUACUUUCAGCAUUUGAAAAUGUCUGAUGCAACUCUGUUCAUUUUUUUCUCUUUUUUUGUCAAUUUGCAUCACUAACUGGUGUAACCCAAACUGUGGGGUUUAUUGGAAGAAUUAAAUAAAGGGGCUUACCCAAGUGUUUAUUGCUAUUAAUAUUAGUUAUCAUUACCAUCAUGAAUCGCUGGGAGGGGGCUACUGAAGCUUCAAUGGGUAGGGGUACGCUGCCAAAGCUAAUAAACCCAGACCCUGUUUAAGGUAUCAUCCAGGGUAAAAAAUUAUAAUUUUUUAAUAAUGAUUAAAUAGAGCUAUUCAAGAGCUUUCUUUUAAAAAAAAAUUGCAGGAAAAAAUGUUUUUUCUGUGCAGACUUAUGGAGCGCAAAAGUUUUUUCUAUGUCAAUUAUUUUAAUUGAUCAUUGACAAGUCCUGUCAUACUUGAUACGCAUGUCGCUGUUGAACCAAGCUAAUCAUGCAAUUUGACAGAGAUCGUGGUCUACAAGUAUAGUACUCACUUUUUUUCCCUGGAUUUUGGAAGUGAAUGCCUCCAAAGAAGAAAAAAAGCUUGUCCGUUUUCAUACACGACUCCAAGACGAAAGAAGAUGACAAAAUCGUGUUAAGAAGCGAAUGCGAUCUUAAUUGGCUUCUUCCGUUUUUUUGGCUGGCCUGGACUUAAAUUUACUGUGACAUCCACUUUCACAAAAAGCUUCUCAUUUCUAAAUCGCGUUAAUAUUUUGAUUUUUUAAAAGGAAUAAUAAUCUGGAACUAUUAAGCUUUCAGAAAAUGUAUGGUUUAUGGGGGUAUUUAUUAAAAGCAAAAGCGCUAGUGCCGAUCAACGCGAGGAGGGUGCUUGAGGGUGGAUGAUACCUUAAAAUCCAUUAUUUUAUUAUUUUCACCUUCCUUCCGAAAUUUGACACUUCUUUUUGGGAACAGUUUUCUUUCUUUAAAUUAGAGUGGUGCAGUUAACCUUUUUUUCAGCUAUAAACUGAGGACACACCUCACAUUUAAAACCAUACACCACACAGGUUCACUCCCUGCUCAAGUUGUUCAGUCCACAAAUAUUUUGUAGUGAAAUUGUACACCCUGUUUAUUACUCAAAAACCAUACUUUUAUUUGUGGCACAAAAUACUUGUUCAGUUCAGAAUGAUAACUUUAUAGUGCAUCCCCAUUAAUCUCACUUUUAUCAACAUCUUCACCUUUAUCAUACUUGUUGGAGUUAAAAAUAAAAAUAGACGCAAUAGUUCAGUUUACAAUAAUAUAAUUAAAUUGAAUGUAUUUUAAUUUGUAUUUUCUGCAGUUGUUGCAGUUGAUGCUGUGUUUGCAGUUAUUGGAAGUAUUCUAGGCCUUAUCUUUUGCUUCUUUGGGUUAUAUCUCUUCAAAUUCAGUAAGUUUUCAGAACAACGACAGUAGGCUUUGUUUAUGUUCUGUAGUAUUUUGCACAAAAAUUGCUGAUUUUUCACAUACAGGCUUUUUUGUGUGUGGUAAGUUUUGCCCUGUAUUUUUUAGCCAUUUUCCACUUUUUUCCUUUAAAAACCAUACGCAAAAACAUAGCCAGCAUUCAGAUGUUCAACAUUUUUAAACUUGAUGUUUUAAUAGCCUCCUGAAUUUGUAUCUCAUGUAUUGUCAGAAAAUUAUUAGUGGAAAUGUUUGUAGGUUAGUAUGAUGAAAAGAACUGGCAUGCUGAAGUUUUGGAACCAUUCUUUUUGUUUCUUUCAGCAUUAUUUGUAGGAGGGCUGGUGAAUUUUGCUGUUCUAUUUUUCAUCAUCAUUUCUGCUACCAGUACUAUUAGCCAUUUAGGUAGGUGCACAUAAUAAUAUUGUAUUCAGAUAUCAUAAUUAUUUGCAUGACUGACUGUUUAUGGAUGAGCACAUGGUUAGAUCACACAGACCUCUCUAGCUAAGUUCUCAGUGGAAUGCUAGAAGUGUAAUGAUCUCUUAGUUUUGCUCUGCCACCCUGGGCUGGUUCUUGGAAAAAAUAAACCCAAAAAAGAAAAGUUACCACACUUAUUUUUAUUGAAGGAGGUCACUAGCCCUCUCCUGAUCACAAAAAAAAAAGAUAGAACUUCUCACAUUUAAUAACCUUACACUUAACUGCGGUCACAUUUUCCCACCAAAAUGAUGCUGCUGUGCAGACAAAUUAGUCCUGUUCUCUUAGUUCUUCCUCAUUGUAGAAUCUUAAGCUCUCUUUUUAUUCAAACAAACACUCUACUAACCUUAGAGUGUUGUAAUCUCUGACAGGUUGCAUGCUGAUGAGUGCUGGAUUAGGUCUGUUGUUUGGAUUACUGAUAUUUGCAUUGUGGUGGUUCACUGGAUGGACCAGACUUUGUCUUGUUUUUGAUGCUCUUUUCCUUGGUUUCCUGGUUGGAGCAACUCUAAUGUUUACUCCAUUUGGUAAGUCCAUGGGGUCAGUUACAAAGGGUUAAAGAAAAAUGGAAAACGAAAGUCGUCACCCCCCAAAAGUGGUUGCAGGUACAUAAAGAAAUGGUCUUUAAUGAGAGGUUCUAAUUAUAGAACUUUGACAGAAAGUUUUGUUGUUUUUGGAUCUGUGGUUGCUUACACUUGGUCGCACAUAGAGGAUUGAAUGUAUUGUUAUUGGACAUAAAAUGCCAUUGCCAGUGAGGUGUAGUUAAAUUAUUAUUUCAUAAUAUUUAUUUACAGUACUGUAACAUUCUGUGUUUCAUUCCGUUCAUGGGUUAAGUUGAACUCUUCAAAUUGGCCUGCUUCCAUUGUAUGGGUCUUCAUAGCUCAGUCGGUAGAGCACGACAGGGCCAACGCAGAGGCCAUGGGUUCGAAACCUGUCGAAGUCUCAAAAUUUUGGGGGGUUAAUUUGCAAUUGCUUAAAUUGCAAUUACCACUGCAACGAUCAUAUCGUCAUUUGAAAUAUGUAUUUACUGUGUUAUUACAGGUGACUUGGAUAUUUUUGAGACAAGUGAAUUUGACUAUGGUGCUGUCCUAUGUGCUCUCACCAUUAUUGUUCCAGUUGUUCUAGUACUCUGGCCUCGUGUGGUAAGAUAUUGCUUCAUAAGUAAACCGAAUUUUAGUGAAGCACACCCUCUGAUUGCCCUUCGAGCAUGGUUUUUAACUUUUACAAAGUCGCAGGGUACCUCUGAUUGGACAGGCUCAUUAUUUUAUCCGCUGACGUAUGAUGAGAGAAAGCAAACAAACGCUCAGGUCAAGGCACUUUAAUUUACCUGCAACUAUGAUUCUGGUAACGAGCUUUUAACCCAGAACUGGGAAAUAUAGCUGUUCAGGAUCAUCAUGGGCCUGUUCAGGUAACAGGCAAUAGUUGCUUGACAUUUUUUCAGCAUGAUUGUGAGUUGUGAGUUGUCAUACAAGGUAUUUGGUCCCAAAAGUGAGCAACAACAAUUUUCCCCUUGCAGUGUCAAUACAUUGAUCAUCAUGAGAAAAAAGUUAUUAGAAUUAACAAUUAAAAUGAUCACUUAAGGGAAAAUGCUUUAAUCUUUUUCAGUGAUUUCGUUACCUCUGCGUCCUGCGUCCCUGACGCAUAAAAAUCCCCAAAAUGCACAAAAGUUCAUAGCAUGCGUCCUGUAGGAUGCUAAGAUCGAUUGAUCCAUCGAUCUGAAGAUGUUUUUGUAGAAUAUCCUGUUUGUGUGAUUUCUGUGGCGGUUUUUGUUGCUGUCGUUUAACAACGUAUAUUUAGAUUUUAGUGUUCGUUGUGCUUUAGACAAGAAUAUCUUUUAUCUGUCUGGUCACAUAAAGGCCCAAGCAUUUUCAAUUAAUAGGACUUACUGUUUUUUGAACUGGAACUCAAUAAUUCUGGAUUGGCGCUCAUGAUUUGCUCACAAGAUGAGUCUUAGGACUCACCAUAACUAUUUGUAACAAAAUCACUGCUUUUUCAACUAAUUCCUCGAAGAAAUGUAUGGAGAUCAGUUGGGAGAAUUUGUAUGAGGAUAUUAGGACUCAGGGUUAAAGUGGCCACACCCUGUUGUUAGAGUCGAAUUCUCGCUCUUCAGGUUGUCCAUGCCAGUUUAGUUUUGUGAUGUCACAUUUACAGCAGUAGUUCUUACAGACAAAUAUGAACCACAACAGUCAAGUUUUUCCAGUAUGUUACACAUCAAGUCCCAAAUCUCUAAGCCCGUGUAAUUGCGAGGGUGCAGUGUGUAACAUUCAUUUUAAAAAAUGAUGAACAGUAAUCAGUCAGGUUUUACUUGAUUUAAUCACUUUCUUCUUUUAUCACAGCUUUGUAUUGCAUACACUACCAUCGUAUCUUCAUAUGCCUUUGUUGUGGGUAAGUACAACAUGCCUUCAACAUAGGCUCUAACCUGGGACAAAAAACUCUCGAGUAGUCCACCCAUAUGAAUUCGAAUGACCCCAGAAAUUCUUAUGCCUAACCCAUGUAUCCAUUUGUUUGUAGAACAGCGACAUAGACAUGGUCAGAGACGUAAGAUAUGUCAAGAAAAAUAGCAAGAAGAGUGUGUAUGAAAUUUAAAGACAAAGCUACAACCUUCGGUCAUAACUUGACACACAUUACAAAAAUACCUAUUUUUCCUGUCAUCCUGACAAAAACGCAAACCGUCGCCAAAUGAAUGAGAGUUUUACCACAACCUCUUAUCCAGAAUCAUACACGUUGGUCUUCAGACCGCAACAACAUUGAAUAGGGGGGUGGGGGAUACUUUGUUCUGUUUAGAGGAGAUAACAGUAUGGUGCAAAAAUAGAUAAAAGAUAGAACUAAUUGUAUGUAAGCAGUGAUUGGUUAAUGAGUGCCUUAGUAUACCUUUGAACAAUCGUAACACUUGUCCUCGCAAGCAAUCCCAGAAAUCAGUGCGUCGAGAUCUUGUACCCAUUCUCCCUACACAAUAGUUUAUGGAUUGGUGAAUUGGUGGUUCACUCCUCUACCCCUUUACGCUCUGCAAUACCUCCCAUGUCUUAUCUUACGCAAAACCCUCAAAGUUAAGCAACGACAUCUUUGUUCUCUGUAACAUAAUCAAGCGCUCAUGAAGUGUUUGGUUUUUUUAGGUAUCGACUUCUUCUUGCAUACCAGCCUUUCUUACAUAGUUGUGGAUGUUAUUCUUCACGCUACGAAGCCGCAGUUUCGCAAAGAUCACAUCGUUGUCACCAGACCAUUCCAACAAAAUGGUAAGAAAUGGAAUAUUCCAUUCACGUCGGAAACUCCUGCUUUAACUCGAAUUAAUUUUAGAGAUUCCUGCACCGCAUUUCAGCCAGAGUAAUUUUGGUUACAGACAAUCUCUAGCUUGACUCUCAGACCAUACUACCACAAUCUGUGUCUUGAAUGAAUUUACGUUGUGCGUCAAAACUGUGGUCUAGAGCUUUCAUUGUCGAUACCUCAAUUUCGGUAGUACCAUAAGCAAACACUAAAUGGAAUCUCUCCAGGUUCAGAGGCUCUUAAAGGGCACUGACGGGUGAAUGCCCGGUUAGUGUUUAAUUGCUGCGAUCCCCCAGGCGAGUAGCACACUAAUCUUUGGGUGUCCUGUGGUUCCUUGGGUGUCCUGUCGCUAAAUGGGGGAAACAGUCUCUAUUUUCGUGUCAGGAUGACUUUUAGCAGAAAAGGCCAGCGGUAUCGUUCUCCAGGGAAAUUGCUUUUUGUCUGUUCAUUAAUUAUGCAUACAUAUGAACAUGGAUGCACGUGCAGAAGACGAUAUUUGAAAGAAACAGUUCUCAGACCAUCACGUGGUCUGAAAUGGGAAAACAAAACAUACAAGCUAAAGAGGUCUAUUGUAAUACUGAACGCUAAGUUUCGCAUUGUGGCGCGCGCAAACAGUUUCGGACUGUAAACUGGCCAAUAAAGACCCUAAUCAUAACUAUAACAAAAUUCUCAAAUCUGGUUGGCUAUCAACUGCCCUGAUUUCAGCACUAACAGGACAGUACGCUAAGUUAUUGGACAGUACGCAAAACCCGGUCCAAUUCGGUCUGUAAUCAUACUCGUGAUUAAACAAAUCGGUCUCUCGCUAUGCGGUCGUCCGAUUUUUUUAAUCACUCGUAUGAUUACAGACCGAAUUGGACACUGCUCAGUCCUGUUACCAUUACAAAUCACAAAGAACUCUUGAUUUUGGACCUCCCUCCGUGUCUUUUAUCCCACUAUUAGUAAUUGACCCAAUAAAAAGGUCUGUAAUUAGCAAAAUAUGUAUGCCAGUUCAUCGUUUCUUAGAUGUUAUUUUAUCUGCUCAGCAUCUGCUCGCAGCAAUUUGUUAUCCUUACAAUUUGUAACCUGUAGUUUAUAAUACAGAGUAAUCAGUAGGAAGUUCUCAAUGUUAUUAUCCGUGCAAGCUCCUUUCACGGAAGAAGACAUGCCAACAGAGAACUUUGUUAAGCUGCGGUGGAGAAUUCAUAAAAUAUUUUAGGUAAAGGAAAUAAGACUGGCCUACUCGUAGAAUCGUCAAGGGAUAUUCAUAACAGAGCAUGGCUUGAAUAAGCUAAACCCUGUGGUAACUGCUUUCCUUUACUCUCAAUUUGUGCUAAUUGGUAACUUACCCUUGGUUUUCAUUUUAAUCCCCUAGACUACAUCUUGUCAGCUACAUGGCUGCUUCUAGCGGUGCUUGGAGUUUUCGUUCAGGUUAUCCUCGCCAAAAUCUACAAGAUGCAACUCCCAAAGAGCGGCUUCAUCCAGCAGUCAAAAGUUCGACGACAACUAAAAAAACAAACCAAAUCCAAUUCAACUGAGACGACGCCUAUUUUAAUCAACAGUGGCAAGCUUGAAGGGUAUGGAACGAACAAUGGCAUCUGCUGACAAAUAAUUACUGCUUACAUGACCACAUGUUUGUAUGGCACUCAAGGGAGGAGUGGACCGAAUGAUGUCUUCGCUGACAAUCCCAUCAACGUUCAUGAUCAACGGAGGGUAUAAAACGGAUUAUUAUAUAAACACCAAUGAAAUACCAGGUGAGCUUUCGCGCGAAAACUUGAUAUCUUCACAUGUAAAAAUAACAUGUUCUCUUCACAUGUGAAAAUAUCACCAUUGCUAUGGAUACAUAAUAAAUCGCGUCUUUCACACCAAAAAACUAUUAAAUUGAAAUGGUUUGGUAUUUCAUUGGUGUUUAUAUAAUAAAUAGAACAUUACAUGGCUGCUUUUAGAUACGAAAUUUCCCUUCUUUUCAACACGAGAAGAGAAAUUUCGUAUCGCCGCGUGGCCAUGUAAUAUCCUCUAUUUAUGAUAUCUGCUGAAAACGUCUUCAAAGUAAACGAUCACAGAUUGUGUAGCAAUCCAGAAAGACAUAAGGUGAAUGUAUUGGUAUCUGCGAGAAGCUAGACUUGGAAAGGGGAAAAUGAAUAACUUUGCCGUAAUGUAUUACGUAACCAUAUUAAAAUUAAUUUGAAAUAUUGUAAAUCUUACAAACUGAAAAAAAAUUGAAAAUUCGACCGUUACUACGCUCAAAAUAUUCUUUGCUAAGAACAAAUAUCAAAUCCGCAGUAGCUUGUACUGCCUGAAAACCGUUGAUUGUUGUAUCAAACUGUCCUUAAAAGCAUCUGACAGGGCAAAAUAACCUUGUUUUUGGAAAAUUUGGGUUGUUGAAGUAGUGUUACAUCAGAUUGUCUUAAGCACCAUUUAAACUGGCGUGAUUUAUCGGAGUCGAGUGAUGAGUUUUACGGCCGGCGAGUUUUAGUUUGGUCUGUCUGCGAUCUCGUUAUGGAAGGUGCUGAAGUGGAAAGCAGUAGUUUAGUAGCAUUUUUAAAAUGAAGCACAUGGAGCUGCUUGUAAAUAGUACUGGUAAGAUUCGUAAGGACUCUUGAUUCGCGAAAAAGCUAUGAAAUUUAGGCAAGCGAUUUUUCCAAACCCGGAAAAAAAAGAUAAACUGGUGAAACAGGAGAAACCGGAGUUUAUCGUCAUCUUUUAAUACUGUAACAAGUUCAUUAUUGCUGAGUGAGUUUUUCCCCGGUAGGCAAAUCGUUCAUCUGUCGCCAAAACAUCAAUCCCUGAACGAGAAAUUUCAGCAUGAACAAUCCAUGUCGCUGUUGCACUGGAAAAGGUUGGUUCCCGCGUUUGUCAAGGUUUCUAUCGAUAAUUUAUUUCAUAACCUCGAGUC
Molecule: messenger RNA, 19008 nt
Organism: Porites lobata
Lineage: Eukaryota; Metazoa; Cnidaria; Anthozoa; Scleractinia; Poritidae
Source: the annotation of a GenBank genome assembly